Messenger RNA from Phytophthora infestans T30-4, 1623 nucleotides. RefSeq lists its product as uncharacterized. Gene Ontology annotation, molecular function: protein binding. The transcript has a single exon. The coding region runs from base 1 to 1623 and encodes 540 amino acids. The record is from RefSeq and is a predicted model, not a curated record. NCBI's taxonomy places the organism in Eukaryota, Oomycota, Peronosporomycetes, Peronosporales, Peronosporaceae.
AUGACCCGACAGGACAGCGAUCCCAUCGUACUUCACCGUCGGAGCAGCUUAGUUGACGUGACGAAGGUGGUCGUCAGCAAGAACCACCGCGAACGUCUUAAAGUCUCUGCGAAAGAGCCCCCACGAAAAGUUAUUCCGACACGUUUCCUCUUCGAUGGAACGCGGUUUCAACGUGCUUCUCGAUGUGAAUACUGCAACCUUGCGGGUGGAGAGCUGGAGUGCGCAACGUGCAACGUCGUGGCUCAUCCCCGCUGUUAUUUGGCAGCUUACGAUCAAGAGGACAGAAAGUCAAAACUUACAUUUGUUGUUCCGCAUACAGCCACGACAAACUCCUCUUUUUCGUCCUGGCUGUGUUCUCAUUGUCAGUCCGAGUUGAAGAUCGAGUAUGACGAGAGAUCAGCAGAAACUCGAGCUGCUCAUUUAGCUGCUAAACGACAAGUUCUGUCCAAUGCUCUCACGGCUUACGUACGUAUGAUGAAGGACGCUACCUCGUUUGCUGACAAGAAAGCUGCGAUUAUCCGGAUUCAAGCAUCACUGCGAGGACGACAAGCUCGUCAGCGUUUUGAGCGAUUACAGCGAAUGCGGUUGAAGCCGUAUGCCAUCGAUGCACUGCGCAUACGUGCAAUUAUCCCGUCUGGUAGUGGGACUCCGUUGGACGGUCCUGGCUUGGGUAUUAACAUGUCCUCUUCUCUUGAGGAACUGCGUCUAAGCAACGGGUUCUCGUGUAAUCCGUUCUUGUAUGUGACGGUAGUGUCUGGGACUGACCAAGACACGCAGCUCUUUUGUUUCGAGACAAGCGUCCGAAAGCCUGCGGCUCCCAACGGAAUAGAGCUCGAUAUUGUGUGGCCGGAGAAAAUGUUCGUUCCGGGGGCCGACGGGUAUGCCACAUUUUGUUUUACUCUGCUCAGUAAGAACGGACCCAACACGUUUUUCCUUGGUCAAGCAGUGUUGCGACUAUCCGAAACUGGAGAUUGUUGGCGCUCUGGUCUGGCGACGGAGCUGGAAUUGAUGGGUCAUGCCGAGAUCUUCCCAAAGACCGCCCAACACCAGCCUCUUCCACUCGCCGACGCUCGAGGGAACGCCCCAAAGUCCAUCGACCACGGCGAAGAGAAAUUUGAGGUAUCAGAACGCUUCAAGGGGAGGCCUCGUUGGCUUGUUAGCGUUCACAGUCGACCGUUUAGCGAACAGCAUUCCAUCUGCGGUUACCUCAAUAUGAAGUCGACACUUGAGAGUUUCCACACUAGCACCCGCUGGUGUGUUUUAGCCGAUGGGAUUCUCCGAAUCUAUCGCCACUUUGGCGUGACUUUAGCGUCCGAAGUGGUGGAUAUGGCACAUGCCACGGAUAUUCGUGUUGUGCCGAUCAAGUCGUCAGUUCAUCGAGUCAACAAGGCUAACAAACUCAACUUGACGUUGCAUCACGGUGGAGAUGAAGGAGCAAGCACGCACCCUCGCCACGCAAAGCACUGCUGCUUGGCCAUUCACCACCUAAGUCGGUUUUACUUGUUCCAAUGCGAGCAUAAAGUCCAGCUUCGACAGUGGCUGAAAAAACUUCAAGGCGCACAAAAGUUUAACUCCCAUUCUAGCCAGCCACACUCAACGUUGGCUUGCACGUCUGCAAUCUAG